This is a messenger RNA of Struthio camelus australis, 3461 nucleotides long. The record is from RefSeq and is a predicted model, not a curated record. NCBI's taxonomy places the organism in Eukaryota, Metazoa, Chordata, Aves, Struthioniformes, Struthionidae.
GCAGUGGGCAGAGCACAACCUUGCCCCUAUCCAUGGAGUGGGUUGAGCACAUUUUGAUAUCUCAGGUGGGAAAGCAAACACCUUUGUUCCCUUUUCCCCUUUUGCCAGGGUCUAUCUAGCCCAAUGCUGCGCUGCCCAUCUCAGCGCCUCUUGGACCGGAUAGUGCGGCGCUACGCUGAAGUGCCAGAUGCCGGCAGCAUCUACAUGGACCACCUCACCGACCGGGACAAACUGCGCCUUCUGUACACGCUGUCAGUGAAUUCGCACCCCAUCUUGUUACAGAUCUUCCCUGACGUGGAGGGGUGGCCGUUCCCACGGUACUUGGGCGCCUGCGGGCGGCUGGUGGUCAGCGCCAGCACUCGGCCGCUGCGCGACUUCUUCGGUGCCGCCCCUGAGGUGGCCGCCGACCUGGCCCUGCAGCUCCUCGCCGUCCUCCGCUCCAUGGGCACCAACGACCUCAACUACUUCUUCUACUUCACCCAUGUGGACGCUGGCACCUUUGGCGUUUUCAGCAAUGGGCAUCUGUUCAUCCGGGAUGCCAGCAUGCUGGGCAUCAUCGACAAGGAGGAAGGGAGCCAGCUGACCGAUUACCAGCAGGAGUAUAAAGAUAUAUUUAGCUGUUUGACUGUGGACUGCCAGUCUGCAGUUGUGUCCUGUAACUCAAUCAGGGAGAAACAGAGUCUCGUCAUGGUGUGUCAAGAGCUUUUGCCUAAGCUCCUAAAAGGGAAAUUCCUUCAACCGGUGCAGGAGAAAAUAGACGACUUCCUCCAGCACUGUGCGGACGGCUUCACCGACGACCAGGGUGUUGAUGAUGCAGUUGCGAAGCUGGCAGAGCUCCUGAAACCGCUGCGAUCUUGCGAUUCUCGUUUUGCCUAUCGCUACCCUGACUGCAAAUACAGUGACAAAUACUGAGAGAAGCUCCUCGGGAAAGACCGGAGCAGCCUCAGAGCUUCACCAUCGCGGAGGGCGAAAAGGGCCUGGGGUAGCUGGGAAGAGCUGCAUCAGAACUGAGGCAUCCUGAUCGAGACAGAGGAGGAAGCAGAGCGCACGUGGGAUUUACUGCUCAUCUCCCAGAGACGCAUUUGUUACAUGGGGUGUUUGAUGUGACAUAAGGCUUAUGGAUUAUAAACAUCAUCAUGAGAGACAUGGGCUACAAGAUUUAUGAAUCUUCUUCGUGCAUUUUGGCCUUGGAAAAAUUUUCCAUGCCAUCCAUUAAAAAGAAACCCUCCGAAGGCAGCUGGCUCACUCACAACUAGCUAGAUAGAAGAGCUUUAUUACCGAGAACAUCUUUUUGAUAGAGAUGAUAGAUACAUAAUGUGAGAUGGAUGGAAGCAUUUAAGACUUUCCUUGUGGGGAUUUUUAAUAAUGCUCUAAAAAUCAUAUCUAAACUGAAUCAUUUGAUCAGUUCCUUACCAUCACCCACUACAGAUCACUUUUAUAAAAUAUUUAAAUUUUAUUACUUUUAUGACAUAUGGAACGGAAAGAAGCAAUCGACAGCAUUAAAAAGCUGAAAGAACCCAUGUCUCUUGAGACUUAAUUUCUCUAAUCCCCAAAUAUCAUUACUUUUCAUCUUCCACGGUUUUGACUGGCAGUAAUUGGAGUCUAAUAAAGGUUCUCAUUUCAAGACCAAAAAUCCCCAACUUUAAUAUCUGAUUGUCCAAUAGAUACGUUCACACUUUCCUCUCUAAAAAUAUGGAGACAACCGGUUUUGAACAGAAGUGGCCCUCAGAGCUAGAAGGAGGUGAAUUAUUUUGUGGAGGAAGGAAGGAGAAGGUAGGAGCAAAAAUGCAACUUUUUCACCCAGAAUUUGUGAGUCCCCACCCACCACGGUCACUGUGGGGAGUCAGAGGCCCCACCAGAGACCUUCCCUGCUGUCUAGGGGACUGCAAGACCUUGCCUGGGUUUGGGGCAUCUCUCCUGGGACUCAGGUGCCCGGGAGUCACCAAGCAAAUUUGACUGAGCUGAGGCAGGAACUAGAUUUUCAGGAUCCCUCUGGAAGUGUUUUAAUCACAGAAACAGUCCUCCUCUAGCCGUGGUUCAAAAAUUAUAUCAGUAACAAACAUAAAAGCAGGGAAAAAAAUGUGAAUUCAUUUGCAUUGCUAAUCUAUGUACAGAGUUACCAAGAGCAGAAACACAAGUCAGAAUUUUAUGUUGGCUAAUGCAAAGGGAGGCUGGAGAAGGGCUCCGUUCCCUUUGCGCAUGCAGAGCACCAUACCUGCAGGUUGAAGUAACGUAUUGUAGACACAUCAGGCAUCCAAAGGUACACACAGGUCUGACACUGAGAGAAUCUGACCCAAGACAUUUAUUUUGGUUUUCCAUUAUUCCUCCUGGCAUAAAAUAUCAAGUGCACCUUUCACCUCUCAAGAAGUGGAACCACUGAAAAUAAUUUGUAGGUAAAUUUAGCUCUAGGCCCAGAUGGUCUGACAGCAAAAAUGUUUAAAUAUACAAUAUAAGCUACUGUUGCAGCUCUCUUUCACGAUUUCAGUCUAUUUCUACAUCAUGGCUCUCUUCCAGUAAGAAAAACAUGUCCUUCGCCUAGAUCCAUAAGGCUGAUUAGCAGUCUGUUUUCAACAGUUUUUCUUGAAUUUGUCUUCAUCUUAGAUCUCUCAGUCUGUGAUUUUACCUAAUAACUGUACAUUAACUCCAGCCUCUUUCUGUCCAGGGAGUCCCUCUCUGGUGCAGAAGGCUGGCCACCCCUUGAAAAAAGGGGACCGGAAAAGCUCGUUGCUUUACCGUCAAUCUCCUUGUAGUUAGCAGUUACUUACUCCCUGCUCUGGGCUGUUAAUUGAUGGCUCCCAUUCAGCACUGGAAGGGAACAUUGCUUAUACAGUUGUAGCUAAAAAUGCACACCACAAAACGUCCAAAAAGCGCCAAGAUGAAGAGCUCUCCAGGCCCGCCCAUGCCCAAGCAGAGAUCAUUUGCAAACCGUGGGUCUGCGGAAACCUCUUCGCAGUUACUCAGUGACAGCCUGACACAGCCCGGCCUCUCAUUCAGCUCUUUCUGCUUUAGCAAUUACUGGACUCACGCUCAGAUGAGGACCAGCCCUUGCAAAGCUGCUCCAUGCUGGGUUCACCUCCUCUCCGAUGCAUAUUUGGGUUUUUUUUUGGCUUUUUUUGUCUUUAAUCGUGUAUGUUUUUUCCUUUGGAAAAGUAGCCGCUCAUUUACCAUGCUGAUCUGUGAAAAAUGUCUCAUGGGCAGUAGGGCAUCUCUCAGCAGCCCACUGAAAUGCAGAGAGGUGAGAAAGUUCAUCACCUUAGGGAAGGGCAAGAGGAAGCCCAUAUCGCUCCAGUCUAAUCUGGCAUCAGAUUAAAGAAUGCAGAGUUGUCGUAUGGGCUGUGGGAGGGCCCCGAUAACUCACGAUCCUAAAAUGCUGGGUAUAAGAAAUGAAAGAGCCACUGUCUUCCCCUGUUGCUGGACGCAGGCAGCAAAACCGCAACAGAAGUUUUGAAACACAUGGCACC